Messenger RNA from Ficedula albicollis (Collared flycatcher), 1196 nucleotides. It is a transcript of the gene MZT1, whose product is annotated as mitotic spindle organizing protein 1. Lineage: Eukaryota; Metazoa; Chordata; Aves; Passeriformes; Muscicapidae. The transcript is spliced from 3 exons. The record is from RefSeq and is a predicted model, not a curated record. Gene Ontology annotation, biological process: mitotic spindle assembly; microtubule nucleation by interphase microtubule organizing center; gamma-tubulin complex localization. Gene Ontology annotation, cellular component: spindle; gamma-tubulin ring complex; centrosome. The annotation marks the transcript as partial.
UUUCCUUGUUUCUCGUGGUUUGUAACGGUUGAUGUAAACGCGUCGGGGCGUGCCGGGUUUAAGCGGGGGUGGGAGUGCGCGGGAGGGGAAGGACCGGCCCUGUGGCGCUGUCAGCGGCAGCGCCUGGACCGAUCCCUCGACCCCCGUGGUUUGAUCUUGCUCGUGGCCCAUGUCAGAAAACCGAAGCGAACUGGAAAAGAACAAUCCAAACCACAAUAUAGUGAAAGAGAUUUGAGGAUAGUAGUCUGUGUUGCAGAACUAGGACAGAUUCUGGUAUGGAAAGAAAAUAACCCAAACCCAGUUCUGUUUGAGAUUUCAAGAAUAUUAAACACUGGCUUGGAUAUGGAGACGUUGUCUAUUUGUGUGCGGCUUUGUGAACAAGGGAUAAACCCAGAAGCAUUGUCUUCUGUUAUUAAAGAACUGCGUAAGGCUACAGAAGCUCUGAAGGCCGCUGAAAAUAUGACAGGCUGACAUGGGAGAAGAUCUCUGCAUAAGAAGAAUGCCAAGUUAAACUUACCAGGAGCUCUAAGAUUGCCACUAUUAAGGAAAAAAAGUGAAAUAAGUGUGUGUGAAGGUUUUACAGUACUUCUGUAAUACUUUUCAAAAGAAUGGUGUAUAUAAUAGCUUUGAAAAGUUUUUUAAAAGUUCACCAGUAAUAUUAUUAUCUGGUUUUUUUGUGAACUGUUUGUGAAUGUAGUGCAAUUGUUCUUCUUUGGCAUCUUGUACAUCUAAAAUCACGCUAGAUAUUGUACAUUUGUUGAAUUUACUAGAGUGUACCAACAAAUCUUGUUAUAAUGAGUGUAUCUUUGUUAAUGCAUCCUUUAGGAGUGGUAGUAUAUAAUGGGUUUUAUCUUUUGCUUUGAUGAAAAACUACAUGUGCAAUUUUAGUCUUGCUUUAUGGUCCAGAUAGGAUCGAAGCCCAUACUGACUUUAUUUUAGAGUAAGAGCAGUAACUUAAGUCCCAAGCUGAAAGUAAUAAAUAAAGCAUUUUUUAAUAAUGUAGGUAAAGAAUUUUGCUUCUGAUUUGGAUUCAAAUUGCUGGGAAAAGUGUUUAACUUAGAUAACAAAAGUUCUUCAGCUAUCCUUGAAGAUAUGUAUGUAAAUUUAAAUUCUAGAUGACACGGAAUGUUUCAUGGAGAUCAGAUGCUACAUUUGUUACACCUGUUCUGACUGCAGGAUCUAAAAAUAUUGAGGCU